This is a messenger RNA of Malaya genurostris, 1217 nucleotides long. RefSeq names its product retinol-binding protein pinta-like. The coding region runs from base 174 to 1106 and encodes 310 amino acids. Gene Ontology annotation, molecular function: phosphatidylinositol bisphosphate binding. Gene Ontology annotation, cellular component: membrane. The record is from RefSeq and is a predicted model, not a curated record. The transcript is spliced from 3 exons. NCBI's taxonomy places the organism in Eukaryota, Metazoa, Arthropoda, Insecta, Diptera, Culicidae.
AGUAAGUGGAUGGAUUCAAAUUUUGCAGUCUUAUCUAUCAGUCACACGAAGCUAUCGCAAAAUACUAUUCGAAUAAUCGUGUUUAAAAGCUCAGUUUACGUGACACUGUGGACUGAGUAGAACGUGAUACAAAAUUAUCGAGUUAAAGUCUUGCGUCGUUAUCAACCACGGUAAUGCCGAAUAUACGACCUCUAAGUCCAGAGUUAGCCAAAAAGGCAAGAGAAGAACUUAAUGAAGUACCGGAAAGAAUUGAUAGUGACCUAGCCGCACUACGAACAUGGCUGGCAAAAAGCCCUCAUAUCAAAUCCCGGGAUGAUGAUCAAUUCCUGGUAACGUUUCUACGAGGGGGUAAAUAUAGCCUGGAACGCGCCAAGGAAAAAUUGGAUAUGUUCUAUACUGUGCGCUCGGCUUUACCAGAGAUGUUAAAAAAUCGGGAUCCAUUCGAAGAGAAUAUGGCCGCCAUUCUCAGAAGUGGUAUGUUUUUACCUCUUCCGCAGACGGAAACGCCAGAUGGUCCUAGAAUUGUACUCGUCAGGCCUGGAGUUAUCGAUCCAAACAAGUACCCAAUGCAGCAAGUUUUCAAACUUCAAAGUAUGAUAAUAGAUAUAAUGAUGAAAGAAGAUGACAAUCUGUGUGUUGCUGGUCAGGUUGCAAUUGGGGACUUGGAAAAUGCAACGAUGGCCCAUUUCAUGCAAUUCAGUCCGACGUUUAUGAAAAAGAUGACUCUUUUGAGCCAGGAAGCAUCACCACUUCGCCUGAAAGGUGCUCAUCAUCUUCAUACACCUCCUGGAUUCGAAACUAUAUUCAACAUAUUUAAAGGAUUUAUGAAUGAAAAAAACCGAUCUAGACUGUUUGUACAUGGAAGUAACAUGGAAGCUUUGUACAAAUACAUCCCAAAACGUCUUCUUCCGGAGGAAUAUGGAGGGGAAGCAGGACCGAUUCAAGCCAUUGUGGAUACAUGGGUGAAAAAGGUUGAAAGCUACCGGGAUUACUUCAAGGAAGAAGAACAAUUUGGCACAGAUGAGAAGAAACGCGUUGGGAAACCGAAAAAUGCUGAGAGCCUGUUUGGUUUUGAAGGAUCCUUCAGACAGCUGGAAGUAGAUUAAUAUGUCGAUGACAUCAGGUAACGAAUACCGAGAUUACAAAAAAAAAUAUACAUAGGUUUCGAAAAUAAAAUUGCUGAAAGAUAGAUUGUCUCUGGGCUAGGUUGAAUUCUU